This is a messenger RNA of Paramecium pentaurelia, 257 nucleotides long. The record is from the annotation of a GenBank genome assembly. NCBI's taxonomy places the organism in Eukaryota, Ciliophora, Oligohymenophorea, Peniculida, Parameciidae.
AUGUCAACAAUUUUAUAGUAUUAAGAGAUCAAUCUAAGUCUUAAUAAUGAGAAGAAGGCAAUUAAAGAUGUUAGAGGGUUUUUAAUUUACUUACUCAAGUUUUGGAGAAAGUGGAUUAAAACUAACAAGGAUUUAAUUUAAUGUUUAAAAAGAUCAAAAAUCACUAAGUUCAUAGAUACCAAGACUAAUAGAAGUAGUUUCUAGAGUAGCAGACUCAAUUAUUCUGUCUUAUAUAUAGAAUAUGGAGUAUUUUGAUU